This is a messenger RNA of Cyprinodon variegatus (sheepshead minnow), 1903 nucleotides long. Its product is annotated as sphingomyelin phosphodiesterase 4-like. The transcript is spliced from 15 exons. Gene Ontology annotation, biological process: sphingomyelin catabolic process; ceramide biosynthetic process; glycerophospholipid catabolic process. The record is from RefSeq and is a predicted model, not a curated record. Lineage: Eukaryota; Metazoa; Chordata; Actinopteri; Cyprinodontiformes; Cyprinodontidae. The coding region runs from base 1 to 1749 and encodes 582 amino acids. Gene Ontology annotation, molecular function: sphingomyelin phosphodiesterase D activity.
AUGAUGUUGUCUCUGCAGGAGCUGCACCCCAUCUUCCCCUGGCUGGUGGAGAGCGUGUUUGGAAGUCUGGAUGGGAUCAUCUCUGGCUGGAACCUGCGCCUCCUCCACUCCCGGAGCCACGAGUACGCCAUAGUUUUGGACUUUCUGAACCCCAGCGGCCCGAUGAUGAAGCUGGUUUAUAAAAUCCAGGCUGAAGAAUACAAAUAUGAACUUCCUGUCAACUAUCUCCCGGGUCCUGUGAAGGCCUGCAUCCAGGAGGGCGUCCUCCCAGACUGCCCUCUGUUCCACAACAAGCUGCAGUUCCCGCCGCCAGGCGUCAUGACUCCGAACAUCGCUCUCAAUCCUUUUGAGUUCUUCAUGUUUCAUUUGGCCUACUGCCUCGUCGCUCCCAGGAACUGCCUCCAGCCUCAGCUCAGCAGCUCCACAGACAGCGCCUACUUCGUGCUGGUGGACAUGUACCUGAAGUACUUCCUCCCCGUCGAAGGAAGCGUCCCUCCGUCUCCGUUCUCGGACGCUAGAGGCUCCGUCACGGCUCCGUCACCACGAGCCUCCAGCGUGUCGUUUGCUGGUUACGGCGUUCAUAGCCCCAGCCUCCUGAAGCACCAUAUUUUCCACCAGCCGUCUGUGAACGCAGACCCUGCAGCCCAGGAGAUCUGGAGGUCUGAGACGCUGCUGCAGAUGUUCGUAGAGAUCUGGCUCCACCAUUACUCCUUGGACAUGUACCAGAAGCUGCAGUCUCCUCAGCUGGCCCUGCUGCAGUACCGCCUCAGUAUGUCCAGCAUGCCGUGCCAACCCCACGCCCCACCAGGCUCUGGGACCUUCCACACCUACCAAGAGCCCUUCAGUCCAUCAGAGGAACACGUGUUGGUGGUGCGCCUCCUGGUGAAACAUCUGCACGCCUUCUCCAACAGCCUGAAGCCCGAGCAGCCGUCCUCAUCGCCAUCAGCCCACUCCCACCCCAGCCCACUGGAGGAGUUUAAGAGGGUGGUGGUGCAGCGUUUCGUGCAGCAGAAGCUCUACCUGUUCUUGCAGCAUUGCUUCGGACACUGGCCUCUGGAUGCCUCCUUCAGAGCGGUGAUUCUGCAUCUUUCUUUGCUCUCAUCUGCUGAGAUUUCUGAGAAUCUCUCUGAUCCUGGUCUCUGCCCAGGCGAGCAGCUGUUCCUGGAGCCGGACCACGUCCUUCACCACCGCCAACCUCGUGGAUACCUCACCCCGAGCCAGGGCGGGAGCUACCUCUCCACACGGCAACGGGUGGUGAUGGAUACGGUGUUCAAGGUGAAGAGCCAUGUGUAUUCCCUGGAAGGGCAGGACUGUCAGUACAAGCAGAUGUUCGGCUCUGAGGUCAGAGGAGCGGUCAUGAAGUUCAUCCAGAUCAUCGCCCAGGCCCGGCAUACGGCGAAGAGGAUAUCGGAUCACUCUAACGAGGCGUUCCAAGCCCACAUGAGCGCUCUGUGCUCGCGCUCAGACUUCCUGGGUCGCCUCGGCCGCCGCUUCCUAACGGAACCGGAGCCCUCGGUCCGGUUGAAGCGGAGCCCGAUGUCCCGGCGGACUCUGGAGCGAAGCCUGCAGCCGCGGCUCAGCCUGCGCCCGCUGGCCAGCUACAGGACGCUGCUGCUGCUGCUCCUCUUCUACGCGCUGGGGGCCCUGCUGUCAUUCGGGCCCCUCUCCAGCACGGCCCUGCUCCUGACGGGGGCGCUCCUGUACGGAGUGGCGAUGACGCUGUUUGUAGAAAAACUGAAAACUCAGUGAGACAAACCGCCACCCGGAACAUCAAAAACACUUCAUGGUUCCAGCGAACCUGCAGCUCAUUCUGGGAUAUUUCUAAUGUAAAUAUUUUUAUUUUUUGAGAGCUUUUCGAAGAACCUGCAGGCCAAAAACUUUAAAUAAAGUAUUUUUUCUCAGC